Messenger RNA from Drosophila erecta, 360 nucleotides. Its product is annotated as salivary glue protein Sgs-8. Lineage: Eukaryota; Metazoa; Arthropoda; Insecta; Diptera; Drosophilidae. The coding region runs from base 46 to 273 and encodes 75 amino acids. The transcript is spliced from 2 exons. The record is from RefSeq and is a predicted model, not a curated record.
AUGGACCGGUACCAUCUGUAAAAGUUAACUUAGCAAGCAGCAACCAUGAAGCUGAUCGUUGUCGCCAUCAUUGCCUGCAUCCUGCUCAUCGGAUGCUGCGAUCUUGCCUCCGCAUCCGAGGCGUGUGGAUGCCAGCCUUGUGGACCUGGUGGCAAGGCGUGUGCUAAUUGUCCUGAACGGGUUCCCCUCUGCAAAGAUUUAAUCAACAUCAUGAGUGAUCUCGAGCGGAAGGUGCGUCUGUGCGUCUGCGGAGAACAAGAAUGGUUGCUCUAGAGAUGUAUCUUCAACCUGAUCAGCAAUCAGCAAACCUGUUAUCUGCUUUCCAGCCCUUUUAAUAAAACUGUUAUCAUUUCUGCACAA